Molecule: messenger RNA, 6126 nt
Organism: Varroa destructor (honeybee mite)
Lineage: Eukaryota; Metazoa; Arthropoda; Arachnida; Mesostigmata; Varroidae
Product: CD109 antigen-like
Cellular component (GO): extracellular region
Molecular function (GO): endopeptidase inhibitor activity; protein binding
Source: RefSeq, a predicted model, not a curated record
GGUCUGUUUUUGGGGGCGGAUGCUUUUUAGGCAGUCGAUGCACGCACAAACGUGUACUCUGUAUACUAACACGUACUGGCUAUCAUGUCAUUGUAUUGAGUCCGUACUAUCGGGUUAGCCUGUCUCUCACCUAACAGCGGCCAUGUAGCUGUAUUAGGACUUGAGGUUGACGCUACAGGAUUGUGGCGAUUAUCCGAAAUUGCGUACUCGAUUCGGCUCCAUGGUGCCAUAGGCGACGUCUAAAUAAUAGUAUUUUUACUGAACAAAAAUACAUCUGCCAAUAAGCAUUUAUUAAUAAGGUAUUUGUCGACAAACAAGAAAAUUGCAGUCAUUCGUUUUUGUUAAUUAGAUAAUAGUAGUAGUUUCGCAGCGGAGCAAAAUAAAACAGGAUCUGAAUGGGCCUCGAUGCUUUGUUGCUGAUAGGCCAACGCAGUGGUGUAUACCGGUGCAAAUCAAAAUGAACAAGUGGCCUAUCGUUACGGGUGGAUUUUUGUGAAGGACAAGUGUGGUGCUUCGAAACGUGGUACAAGAACUUACAUACGGGACUACUAAUAGGAAUACGAAGUUAAUGGAAACACAUCGGCUACAAUAAUCUCAACGGUAGUGACCUUCAACGAAGCUAUGUAAAUCCGGACAAAGAUGGAAGCGAGAUUCGACUUAGGCGCAUCGACAUCCAUCUGGCGUUGUCUGAACCUAUUCCAUUCAAGUGUGCCCACAUUACGGUCAUUUUAUUUCAUCUAUACGGCGAUCGUUAUAUAUAUUGGUCCGAUACCCUUAUGUACCGGUCAGGAGGAUCCGCUGACAUUAUGGCAGAGAGAGCAUAAUGAUCAGAAUAUGUUAAACGUCAUCAACGAAUUUGGAAAUGUUCGCCAGGUGGCAGACAACGACGACGUGAAAUAUCUGGUGCUCGCCUCGAAUACGGUACGUCCAGGUCAAAUCUUUCGCGUGCAUCUUCAUCUGAUUAAAGCACCUUACCCGCUCACCGUGCGAACAUCCCUUUCAUGUGACAGAAAUGAAGUGGCCGCAGGAAGCGAAGUGAUUGAGGCUGGCGAGAGUACGAUCAUUUUAUUACAGGUACCUCAUAACGCAAAAAAAGGCCGCUAUGUUUUCCAAGCGCAGGGUAACACAGGUGGUGCACUUGGAGGAACUUCCUUUUGGGAGGAACGCGAAGUCAUCUUCAAACCCCAAUUCCUCACCAUUCUUAUUCAAACCUCACAACUUGUCUACAACCUAGAACAAAAGAUUGCAGCCCGCAUUGUACUUCUUACAACAGAGCUUAAACCGUACGAAGAUCCUGUGGACGUUUUUCUAUUGGACUCGCGCGGAAUCGUACUCAAACGUUGGACUUCACGCUAUCCUUACCUUGGCGUAAUUAGCGUUUCAUUCGACCUUCCCGAAGAAUACGAACCAGGAUGGUGGACUAUACGGACACAGGUUCUUAAUCAGGUUGAGGAGAAGCGCAUUCUACUGGAAAGAUGGUACACAGAACGCUUUGACGUCUACGUCUCGAUGCCGCCAUUUUUGGUGACGACCGACGAAUAUCUGGAGGGUGACAUCACGGCGAAUUUUACAAACGUUGCUCCGACAUAUGGCAACCUCACAGUUCGGGUACUCGUGAAGCCGUUCAGUAGAUCGACGAAAACAAGGAGACCAAUUACCUUAACCGACAACUUCAUUGAGGACUAUGUUCAUGAUUUUCGUGGCGCGUACCACUUUCAAUAUUCGUUGAAGCAGCUUGCAUCGCUGGCCUAUCCUUACCACCUGUCCUAUUGCGAGAUUGAGGUUCAUGCAAGCAUCGGCGAACGAUUCAUUGAUGUCAUCGUGGACGGCUUCUCCAAAGCGCGCAUUGUCAACGACUCAAUCACAAUCACUAUCCUUGGCGAUAAACCGCUCAUAUUCAAGCCUCACAUGGAGUUUUACGUUUACGUCCAAGUAAGUUACCACGAUCAGGUGAAACUACCCGAAAAGGUACUGAACGAUGGAACAAUCAGCGUAACAUUAGUUGCUUCUGGGGACUUUGGUCGUCUUGAGAUUAGUCACCGAGACCAUAAACUCGAUAGUAAUGGAGUGGCAAAAAUAAGAGAGCUUGCUCCUGAUAGGACAGAACGUAUUUAUAUUCAGGCCGUUUUCCAUUUAGAGGGCGUAGCUGUUGCGGCCGCCGAAGAACGAAUGUUGGCUUAUUAUAGGCAAGAUAACCGACAGCUUCAAGUUACCACAAGUACUACGGAGGGUGUAGCUGGAGAAUACGCGAUCUUGCACGUGCGAUCCAAUUUCUUCCUUAAAAACUUUUAUUACUUGACCAUUUCGAAAGGGGCUGUCCUUCAGCAAGGCCGUAUGGCCGUCCAUGGUGUGGACCACACAGUGACAUCGUUAGCCAUUCCCCUCAGUGCCGAGAUGGCACCCUCACUUCGAGUGGUCGUCUACGUUAUUGAAGAGAAAAGUUAUGAAAUAAUAGCUGAUUCUGUCACACUCCCGGUCCGCGGCAUCAACCGAGGAAAUUUCCGUGUUUGGAUUAACAAGCAGCAGGAUCGACGCGGAGAUUUGGUCGAAGUGGUAGCUGAUUAUACAACAGAAGCUAUUGUCUGUAGUACCAGCCUUGAUACGGAUCUUAUAGCGAAUCAAGGUCGUAACGACAUAACGCCAGUAGAAGUCAUUCGAGCUUUACUGCGAAUGGAGACCAAUGGAACGCAACUUAUUGGGGGCAUAGCUAAGGAUCGCAACGGAGGACCGGAUGAGAUUUUCUUCUAUGCGACGCUCAACGCUGCUCCUGAUGCCAACAAAACUUUUGACUACGCUGGUUUGGUUCUGUUUACCAAUCUGGUAUUGACCCAGUUCUACGAUGAGACCUGCAAUUCUAGUGAUAGGCUCGCAUGUCGCACAGGUUCCCAGUGCUACUUUGUCCGAGAGAGGUGUGACGGCCUGCGCAAUUGUGAAGACGGUUCAGACGAAUCCGGUUGUGGAGAUUUGCUUCGGGAAGACGAAGAUUCAUUUCUGUUUCACGUGUUCCGUCGGAACCGAUUUAACAAUUUCUUUGAUGCGACCGGGUCUAUGUUUGGGUACCAUGACAUCUAUAUGGGGAAUCUUCGACAAAUCUUUACUAAGACAGAGAUUCCUAAGGCUUCUACGUUGUAUCACGUAAACGCGAUCGCCAUCAGCAAGGAGUUUGGUUUUCAGGUCCUGAAAAAGCCUGUGCUACAUGAUAGUACCCGUCCAUUCUUCAUGACCACCGAAGCUCCUACCGAGGCUGUCUAUGGUGAGCAGAUUGGCAUACGAGUCAUUCUAUUCAAUUAUCAGCACUUUGAGAUUCAGGCCGAGCUGAUUUUGCACGACUCUGAUGACUAUCGUUUCGUUCAUGUUGAACCGUUUGGUGUCGUCCACACCUAUUCGCCCCGAACAACCCGUGGAGAGCACCAGCAUGUUGUAUUUAUUAAGGCGUGGCAGCACAUCAUUAUCCACGUUCCUGUGGUGUCGACACGUGUCGGGGAGGUCACGUUCAGACUGACAGGACGUACACAGGUGGCUAAUGAACAAGCGGAAAUUACGGUGAACUUUCUGCCCGAUGGCGUUGGUCUGCAAAUGCAUCUGGCUAUGAUGUUCGACAUGCGAGCGAUUAGCAAGAAUCUGAAGUACUUCGACUUCAAUAUUACCGAUACGCCGAUUAUACCGUUUAACGAGACGCAUAGAAGAUACAUGUUUGAUUCUUGUAACGCAAGAAUAUCGGUCAUCGGUGACGUAGUGGGCGCGAGUUCUGUCGAUAUUCCCGUACCUCUCGAAGAAUUCGGGUUCGCCACAGGAGUCCAAUCUGGUGAACAUGCGUUAUUUGACUUCGGCUAUCACCUAGCUGUACUACAUUAUCUGCGACUCACCAACCAAAUGAAUCCAGAUUCGUCGAAGAAAUUGUUUGACCAUUUAAACAAAGUCCUCGUCGACCAGAUAGGCUAUUUUCAGGCUGGCGGUUUUGCCAUGUACAAGGGCGAGCCUAGCGUUUGGUUGACAGCCCUUGCAGCGAAGAUCUACCAUUCUGCAAUCUUUCCGGAUUGGGAGUAUAAGUUCUUGUUUAUUGACCCUGAACUCAUCGAACGCUCGGUGCGGUUCCUGCUGCAGUGCCAAGAUGCGCAAUUUGGCAAUUUUUAUGAAGUCAGUGGUUUGUCACAUAAUCGGCGCCACAGAGCAUUCAUGCUGGAUGAUCGGCGUCUGAUGCGCAAUUUCCACAACGUCUCGUUAACUGCUCACGUUCUUAUAACGCUUGCCAAAGUGACUGACACCAUCACAGGACCGAUAUUGGGCGAGUUAGCGGUUGCUAAGAAGGCGGCUGUACGUUAUUUAGAGGAGCACAUGCCACGCUUACGAAAUUCAUCCUACCACAUGGCCAUCACAACGUAUGCGCUCAAGCUGGCUGAUUCUAUUCAAGCAGAAACCGGAUGGACGAUCUUGCAAACCAUGCGUCGUGAAACAGAGGGUAUGAUCUAUUGGUCUUCAGUGGAUAUAGGGCCGGCCACGAUCGUCUGGGAAGCUCAGCGACCCUUCUAUUAUGCAAAUAUGCCAGCCGAGGACGACGCGCUUGGUGUUGAAACAACUUCAUACGCCCUUAUGCUCAUGAUGGAGUUCGGAUCCCAAGACGACGAAAGUCAGGUUGUUCGAUGGCUGAACUGGAUGAGAUAUACCGAUUUUGGAUUUGUUGGAACCCAGGAUACCCUAUUGGCAAUGGAGGCAUUGACACGCUAUUCCUUCCGGACGCAUAUUCGUGAUGUAACCGAUCUGAAGGUGUCAGUUCAGAUAAGCUCGGUUCCUGGAACGUCUCGAAGCCUCUUCAUUAAUAAAGAGAAUCUCGCAGAACGAAAAUUCGUAUCGGAAGGACCAAAUGUUUUCGGUCAUGCGGAGGUUAUCGCCGAGGGCGCGGGUCUUGCCAUCGUUCAGAUGGACGUCACGUAUAACGUAGAUCGGGACUAUCUUCUCGUUCCCCCAGCCCAGGACGCGUUCGAUCUCAAGAUGAGUACUCGUUAUUGGGGUCGUAACAAGUCGCAUGUUGAAAUUGAGACUUGUACAAGGUGGACUCUGACUCGUGUGGGAAACAUGAGUGGUGCUGCGGUUGUAGAGAUAAUAGUUCCAUCUGGUUACUAUCACUACAGGCCUGUCAUCGAUCAAUACGUGGCCAGUGGGGAGCAGCCUAGACUAAAAAGGGCCUUCCUCGCAGAAAGGUCGGCGGCGUUCAUGUUCGAUGCGAUUCCAGCUUUUCAGUGGACGUGUUUCAAGUUCCAGAUGCAACGAUGGUUUCCUAUUGCUAAUUCUUCAAGAUACCUCAAAGCGAAGGUGUACGAAUACCAUGCGCCUGAGAACUACAAGGAGAAAAUUUUUGAAAACCGUGACCUGUGGGUGCUCAACAUAUGCGAAGUGUGCGGUUCUUAUCAGUGUCCAUACUGUCCAUUCUUCAGCGGAACGAGCACCAUCUUAGCAGGUCACAAUCUGUCAACUGGAGGAAUCAUCAUUUCUACUUAUCUAAUAAGUUGCCUGUACAAAAACGGUCUUAUCAGCGGCAUUCAUGUAAAUACUGUUUAGAUCAAUUCGCCCACGAUCAGAGAAAGCUGCCACGAAGCAUUCUAUUUAAUCAUGAUGUAGAGCGUCCUACGGCUGGCUGUGCUAAGUAUUAGCUAACGCCUUAAUGAAACGACGGCUAAUGUAAGAGGUGCGCUAAAUCAGUGCAGCAAAACGACCGCACGUACGUAAAAAGAGUUCACUGAUAUGGGGAUGUACGCCGUAUUUUACAAAAAGGGUUUGUUCCGAAAGAGAAAUGCCAUACACAGGGAUACCAUGCAUCUACAUGAAGUUCGAUCAGAUGACUUCGUUUAUCGAUAACUUUAACUGUGUGUACUACAUAUGUAUGAAUAAGUUAUGAAGUUUAGGUAUGUAAUGAACUAUAAAAAUGGAAAGUUUUUUUAAAAGUGAACUGAUUCGAGUAAUAUCACGUCUGUGAGUCGGAGGCGGAUGAAUGAGGUCCUGGUCGAGCUUUGUAAAGUUAGAGAGCCCAGCUAGCGUGCUUAUACAGUUUUUACCGAUUAUGAAAGUGAGGAGCGAAAACCUUAUUGCAUUGUUAUUGACACAAAUAAACUGUAAAUUGUACAAAAGUGA